Molecule: messenger RNA, 1773 nt
Organism: Notothenia coriiceps (black rockcod)
Lineage: Eukaryota; Metazoa; Chordata; Actinopteri; Perciformes; Nototheniidae
Gene: poll
Product: polymerase (DNA directed), lambda
Exons: 7
Coding region: 38-1300 (420 amino acids)
Biological process (GO): double-strand break repair via nonhomologous end joining
Cellular component (GO): nucleus
Molecular function (GO): DNA-directed DNA polymerase activity; DNA binding
Source: RefSeq, a predicted model, not a curated record
UUUGGCUGUUGUUCUGUUCGUAUGGUUCCAUCUGACAAUGGGCCUCUGGCACCCUCCUUCAAGAGAUACAAUGGAGCCUCGUCACGGUAUUAUGAAAGCCUUUCCCAAAGUUAAAAGAGCCAGAGUGUUACAGGGAAAGGAUGCUCCCCCAGUGAAGAAGAAACCUGAAGAACAUGAUGUCAAAGGAAACUGUUUUAAAGGCGUCACAGUGUACAUUCUGCCUGCUGGAAUAGGAAAUGCCAGAUGCCAGAUCUUUGAAAGGCAAAUUGAGCAGAAUGGAGGACAGACAGAGAGAGCGCUGUCUCCCGGCGUCACCCAUGUUGUUGUGGAUGACAGCAUGGACAGUGACAGGGCGUUGCGAUUACUUAAAGUGGAUUGUAUGCCCUCUGGAGUCCAACUGGUGAAAUGCAUUUGGUUGAGCUCGAGCAUCACUCAGAAACAACUGCUGGAUGUCGACAGCUACAGCCUUCUUUUACCAAAGAGGCAAUCUGAAACAAAGAAUGAAAACAUUGAAGAAGAGCUACCAGAUGUCCAGCCGACUGCAAACGCUAUUGUUGAGCCAACGUCUGAUCACAGCAAGCAAAAGGGGACCUUAGACAUGGCAGUCCUAAACACUCAAGAGGAAGUGCGCGGAGAAGAAGACGGGGUCUCUCAGAGUGACCUGGAAGCUCUUAUCACUGGUCAAACCCCCCAAGAGGAGACUCCUGGCCCCAGCCUGGAGCCCGCUACAGACUCUGCUGCUCAGAGCGUCGUCCCAGGGAAGUGGGUCUGUGCCCAGUCUUCUCAGUCCAAAAGUAAUAACUUCAACAAGGACAUCACAGACAAACUGGAAGUGCUGGCCAAGGCCUACACUCACCAGGGGGACAAGUGGAGGGCACUGAGCUACUCCAAGGCUGUCAACGCUCUGAAGAGUUACCACAAGCCCAUAACAUCCUACCAGGAGGCUUGCCAGAUCCAAGGAAUUGGAAAACGCAUGGCUGACAAAAUCGAUGAGAUCAUGGAGAGCGGUCACCUGCGGAAGCUAGACCACCUCGGGGAUGCUGUGCCAGUGUUGGAGCUUUUUACUAACAUCUGGGGUGCAGGGACUAAAACUGCACAGCUGUGGUACCAACUGGGAUUUCGCACACUGGAGGACAUCCGAACAAAAGCCCACCUGAGCACCACUCAGAAAAUAGGACUCAAGCACUACGAUGAUUUUCUGGACCGAAUGCCCAGAGAAGAAGCAGCUGCCAUAGAGAAAGUGGUAAUGCAUCUUCAUCUGUCGCAAUAUUUACAUAUAUCAUUCUGUAUAAAAGACUGAAGUAUGCCUGCAUCUUUCACCACUUUUAAUAUGUAACAUGAGGUGAGGUAUCUCUGAAAAAAGAUUCCCCCUCUAGCCCUCAGUAAUUUGGAAGGAGAUGCUGGAAGUAGAAAAACGGUUGUGUCAGCUUUCCUUGACUGCUUGAUAAUGGGAAAACCAGACGGAGCAUCCCAAAGGGGAAAACUACUCCUUAAAAGUAGCCGCAUCUUACGUUAGCCAGAUACCUGUUCACUCCAGGGCGCUGAGUACAAGACUAGUUGUUUUCAUAUUGUAUUACUUAUUUUUCCUUGAAAGCUGCCAGAUAGAAAGUGCACAUUAGAUAGAUGACUAAAGCAGGUGUAUUCCCUCCGGCUUGUCAAAAAGAUGAUGUGCUGGUUCAGCAAACCUACCUCCCAGGAUAAGGCUAAAAAGCGUACUUGUAAGAGUAAAGAACAUAUCCAAAUAUUUGAAAAAAUCCUCCAUCAUACUCGGAA